This is a messenger RNA of Mya arenaria, 719 nucleotides long. Its product is annotated as transmembrane protein 79-like. Gene Ontology annotation, biological process: regulated exocytosis. The coding region runs from base 107 to 673 and encodes 188 amino acids. Gene Ontology annotation, cellular component: trans-Golgi network membrane; lysosomal membrane. The transcript has a single exon. The record is from RefSeq and is a predicted model, not a curated record. NCBI's taxonomy places the organism in Eukaryota, Metazoa, Mollusca, Bivalvia, Myida, Myidae.
AUGUAGAGCAGAUUCAAACUAAACUAUACAAUAUCACACAGUAGCUCUAUUAACGACAGAAACUUUGGUUAAAACACCUGAAAUAAAAGAUUAAAAGUCAGAGAAAAUGCCAGCAAAAGAAUCCGAUGUCAAGGUAGCUUCGGCUGAUGAAAUUUCUACGGCGAAAGGUGCGAUCAAACGCGGAUUAAUUCUGCUUGUUGUGCUAUUUACGAUCGGAUAUACAUUCACACCAACGAAACAUAUCAAGCUAGAUACCACGUCGGAUCGGCUGAUAUUUACGCUUCAAUGGCAAGCCCUGUCUGUGUUGACACUGCUAUUUGCACUGAGAGGUGUCGCACAAAAGCGCUAUGGAACUAAGGCUAUGGACCCACUCAACGGAAACAACGAGAAUGCUGUUAAAUUCGAGGCAAGAUUUCUACAGAAUACUCUAGAGCAGCUUAUCCUGAGCGUGUUUGGCCAGCUGGUGUUGUGUACCCAUCUAACUGAAGCCACGCCCCGUGUGAUUCCCGUCCUUGUGUGCCUGUUUGUGAUUGGACGAGCAAUAUUCUGGAUGUAUUAUAAGAAAGCGCCGCUGAAGAGGGCUACUGGAUUUUUGCUCACAUUUAUUCCGAGUAUGCUCAUUAAUGUUUUAAAUGUAGUGUUUUUAGUUAUGAAUUUGAUUGGAUAUAUGUAAAUGUUCAUCUGGACUUGCACAUUGAUUGUAGCUGAACUGAACGAAU